CAGCUAAGCUCCACAGUUCAGAAGUAGACUUCUCAGUUUCACUUCUAACACUGAAAUCGCGACAAAAGAAAUCCUUACAAAAAAGCCAGAUUGUUACUAUGUAUAAGUGGCGUUUACUACUACUUGCGUCCCUCGCAAUAUUCCAGCCUAUUGAAUCCUUCGCCGAGCGGAGCCUCGUUGAUGGAAGGCAAGAGUGUAGCGAACGCCAACCGCAUACCUUGCAAAGAGAUACACGGCUAUCGGUCUAUGCAAGUGUACACCAUAAGAAACUUGGUUUUGAAGAGCGUCGUGCAAACUACCUCCACGAAUUUUCCAAAUCCGUUAAAACUAAUGCCGAUUUUGAAAAGAACAGUGCGGUUAUAAGACAACCCUUUUCUCGGGAAAGAGAUUCUAGACGCACCAAUUUAUAUUCAAACGAUAUACAAAUUGAACAGCGUCGUACUAGGGAAUCCUCUAUUCGAGAAGAACGCAAACAUUUCGCUAGAAACUCUAGAGAAAAUGGUCGCAACAACCGUGAAGAUAAAUAUUUUAGGUCAUCACGUAUCAUCAGCGAAACAGAUCGAACUGUUUAUGAUAACACCCGAUCAAGAAUUGCCAUUUCUGAUACAUCUCGAAGAAUUAAAGAAAGUGCAGAAAGGCGUAAUUUACUCGAGCAAACAAGAUCUCAGGUAGUAUACAUCAGCUCAUUAAAUGCUCGAAAUAGGCCACAGGAGUCAAGAAAAGGAAUGGAACGCAACUCUGUUUCUCGUUUUGAAUCACGUCUUGAAAGAAGUGAUAAUGACCCUAGAAUGAGCCGUCGACCUCUAGAACGACAAACAACAGAUAAUCGCGAUCACAACCGAGAUAUCACCCGUAAAUACUAUACAGAAUCGCUUAACCGAGAUACCAUUCGAACUGAUGUACGUAACGUAGGAAAUGAGCGUCAAACAAUUACGACUAGAUUGAAUUCGCGACUUUUAAAUAAUGGAAACCAUAGAAUCUGGGAUCAGAAUGAAAUUGAUGUCGACGCCCAGGACAACUUGGUAACAGGCAGAGGUAAUCGUUUUUAUAAUCGAAAGGAAUCCCGGGAACAAAGAGAAGGCACCCAAAUAGAACGGAGAUUAAUACGUGAACGUCAACAUCCCAAUCAACAUGUAAGGCAUUUUGGGGAAAAUAUUAUGGAGUUAGAUGAGUAUAACCAACGUCGCAAUAUUCUAAGGGAAAUUCAAAACAGACGUACUAUAGAUCUAAGAAAUGAUAAUAGGAACUCCAUGCGCAGCAAUCAGCGAGAUUCAGAGGCAAGGAGUGGUCUACGGCUUGUAACAAGGUCUUUUGACCGACAGAUUAGGCAAAAUAACGGCCAACGGGAAAGUAAUCGCUUAGUAAGAGAUACCGAACUAAAUAGACUAAAAAUAAGUGAAGAAUAUCGAGAUAUACGGGAAAACGAGGAUGCAGUUUCCAACAUAAUAAGCAAUACAGAAACAAAAAUAUUCAAAAGUAGGACACCACUAAAUGAAAACAAUGAUCGGCGCUAUUCUGAGAGAAGAGUCGCCAGAGUUACUCGCGAAGACCAAAGGAGAGCUGCUGAUGCAAACAACCGUAUAGAAAAUAAUAGAGACCGAUUUGUAUUUAGAUCCCAGUUCCGUGAAAGCUACGAAAACGCAAUGCCAAUUACUGGACGUCAGAUCAAUUCUCGAAACGAUGUAAGACACGAGCGUAAAAGUGUGAAUCGCAUACGCUAUACGAAUCAAUACGACGAACGUUACCAAAGGGAAGAGCGAUCAUUUAGAGAGGGACUUAGACUAACCUAUGACCCUGUUGUAAGAUCGAUGCGGCUGGCUAGAGAUGAUUCUGGUAGAAUGCAUAGGAACACAUUAAAACGAGAAUCAAUGGUCGGAGACAGUGAUCGUAAUCGUGACAUCAACGUCAACCGACGUGACAUGAAUUAUAGAACAAAGGAUAUUAGCAAUGACCGUGAACUCGAUUCUCGUUUGAUUGAAUCUGCAAGACACCGAGAUUUUGGAUCCUUGAUUCGAAACAAAACAGAUCCUAAAUAUCAAACAUUUGUAUUGAGUUGGCAACAUCUCUUUUAUACAAUGCAAGGCGUUUAUGUCUGCACAAUAAUCAUGCAAAUGCUAUCUGAGAGUAAAUCUAGGGCUAAAAAAGUCAGUUGGUGGAAUCCUGGUUCUUUCAAAAUUCCAGUGAAAGUGGAUUAAGGCAUCACGAUUGCAGUCGAACUACCUAUACUUAUUAUGAUCUAUCUAGAUUUGAUGUUGUAAGUUCUACCACUUUUACCAUGUAAGAUCUUUUAAGCAUUGAUGUUCUGAUCUCGUGUUAAAUAUUAUUAGAUAAUAAUAAAUUGAUGUUAAAAUAUCAA
Achroia grisella is the source of this 2356-nucleotide messenger RNA. RefSeq lists its product as uncharacterized. Lineage: Eukaryota; Metazoa; Arthropoda; Insecta; Lepidoptera; Pyralidae. The record is from RefSeq and is a predicted model, not a curated record. The coding region runs from base 99 to 2195 and encodes 698 amino acids. The transcript has 2 exons.